AUGAUCCCGUGGCCUGUCCCUGCCACCAUUGCAUCGCCGCUCCGCACCACCGUCGCCACCUGUUUCUCCCCGUCGCCGCAGCCACCACCUGACCGCCAUGCACCCGCCCAGCCACCAUCGCACCACCGCGAAUCGUCCGUAUUUCUCACCGCUCCAUCGUCGCCGCCCGUUUGUCCCGUCGCUGCAGCCACCACCCGACCGCCAAGCACCCGCCCAGCCGCCACCGCACCACCGCUCCGCCCGCACGUUGCGAAUCGACUGUUUUUUCGGCGUACCACCACCGCCGCCCGGUUCGUCCUUGUCGCCGUUUCCGCUGUCGCCGCCGCUCAUUCGCCACCGCCCGCCUUCAUCGACCUCAGCAACAACGGCGACGGCGACAACUGUCUUUCAUGA
Molecule: messenger RNA, 393 nt
Organism: Aegilops tauschii subsp. strangulata
Lineage: Eukaryota; Viridiplantae; Streptophyta; Magnoliopsida; Poales; Poaceae
Source: RefSeq, a predicted model, not a curated record